Molecule: messenger RNA, 858 nt
Organism: Cygnus atratus (black swan)
Lineage: Eukaryota; Metazoa; Chordata; Aves; Anseriformes; Anatidae
Gene: ASPNAT
Product: N-acetyltransferase 8 like
Exons: 3
Coding region: 1-858 (285 amino acids)
Cellular component (GO): mitochondrial membrane
Molecular function (GO): L-aspartate N-acetyltransferase activity
Source: RefSeq, a predicted model, not a curated record
AUGCAUUGUCUGUCUCCCAAGAUGGUUUGUGAGACCAAGAUCGUGGCGGAAGACCAUGACUCGAUCCCGGGCUCCAAAAAAGACACGAUCAUUGUUUCGUCCUCCCAGAUGUGGCCCACUUUGUCGGGCACCCCCUCUUCUCCCCUGAGCCCCCCCAAAGAGGAGCCCAGGCGCGACAACGUGUACAUCCGCGAAUUCCACCCCUCCGAGCAGGAGGUGGUGCGCCGCAUCUUCUACGAGGGCAUCAUGGAGCGGAUCCCCAACACGGCCUUCAGGGGGUUAAAGCAGCAGCCCCUCACUCAGCUGCUCUACGGGCUGCUGGCGGUAAUAUGCUUUGUUGUGACCAAGUCCUUCCUGCUGACCUGCUGUUUGCCCAUCUUUCUGAUGGGCAUGAGGUACUACUUCAGUAGAAAAGUUAUCCUCCACUAUCUCGAUUGUGCGCUGCAUACGGACAUGUCCGAUAUUGAGCAAUAUUACAUGAAACCGCCAGGCUCCUGCUUCUGGGUGGCCGUCCUGGACGGCAACGUGGUGGGGAUCGUGGCGGCGCGGGGCAACGAGGAGGACAACACGGUGGAGCUGCGCCGCAUGUCCGUUGACUCCAACUACCGCGGCAAGGGGAUCGCCAAGGCCCUGGGCCGCAAAGUGCUGGAGUUUGCCGUGCUCAACAACUACUCUUCCGUCGUACUGGGGACCACGGCCGUGAAGAUGGCGGCCCACAAGCUGUACGAGUCCUUGGGCUUCAAGCACGUGGGAGUGGUUGAACAUUACGCCCUGCCGGGGAUGACGCACUCCUUGCUGGAGAGAAUGUUCUUCCAGCUUCGCUACCACCGCUACCGCCUGCAGCUGCGCGAAGAAUAA